Messenger RNA from Chlamydomonas reinhardtii, 2413 nucleotides. RefSeq lists its product as uncharacterized. Lineage: Eukaryota; Viridiplantae; Chlorophyta; Chlorophyceae; Chlamydomonadales; Chlamydomonadaceae. The transcript has 6 exons. The coding region runs from base 134 to 1813 and encodes 559 amino acids. The record is from RefSeq and is a predicted model, not a curated record.
GGCAUCAUUCAGAGGAGCACGCAACGCGCACGAUGCUGCCGCGACCAAACUCUCCGUUCACAGCGCGAAGCUGAUCAGUGUUUACGGUCAUGGGCGCCAUGUGGAAGACGUUAUUGCUAGCACAGUCGCUAGUAUGGCGGCAAGAGGGCUUCGCCCGAAGGCAGUGCGGGUGGUGUGUGGCCCGAGCAGCAACGCCGUGCCUGACCCCGCCACCCUCCUCGCUGCCCUGUCAGCAGCGCUUGGGAGCUCCGCUUCCAUGGUGCAGUUUUUGGAGCUGCAAGCUAGUCCACGCGCGCUGGACAACUCCCUUCGGGCUGUGUUAAAGGAGCAGUGGCAGGGGGUGCGCCGUAUGUGCCUGGGGCUUGCCCCAUCCACGCCUUUCCGGGCACCUGCGCCCUCACGGCCGCCCGGCAGCACACUACUGGGGGUCUCACAAAGAGCGGGUCUGGGUGAGCAGGACGCGCCCGCUGGCAGUGAGAGCAGCCCAACCCAACCGGCUUCCAGCAUAUCAGCAGCAGACGUCAGCGUUGGCGGCAACGCCGUGGGCGACGCGAUGCAGCUGUUGCUGCGUUCUGUGGGCACACUGCUGACAGACCUGGAACUCGUUCUGGAUCCACACUCUCAGCCGGAACUUUUGGACCCAAAUCUGGGACCCACGAUGCUCGCAGCGUGCCCCACGCUGCAGCGCCUUCGCCUCCAGCUGGGACCGCUCGUGGACAGCGGCCUCGUUGUCCGGCCACCGCCCUCGCUGUACCGCCCCUUGCCGGCAGCCGCCUCCGCGGCGGCGGCACUGCUCCGCAGCAUUGCCGGCCUUACGCACCUGCACUCCCUGGAGCUGGCGGGAAGCUGCUGGCCCCCUCUGUGGGCGGAGCUGGACGCGCCGGCCACCGGACUCGGCCUGGCGAGCAGCCUGCUGCCGAUCACGGCGCUGAGCCAUCUCACACGGCUGGUGCUGGGGCUGUCAGCGGACGCACAGGACAGCAGGCGCUGGCACGUGCGGUACGGCGGGUGCUGCCGGCAGCUGUUUGGGCCGCAGCCGGGGCCGCAGCCGGGGGCGCAGCCGCAGCAUGGUCCGGAGCACAGCGCUUCCGAGCUAGGGCCUGUGGAAGGAUCCAUGUUUGAAAGACUGUUGGAUCUAGACCUGGGCAUGGAUCUGGCGCUGACACUGCCCUGCAUCCCGUACGGUGCCACGGCGCUGACGCGGCUGUGCGUGGGCGAGCUAACGGCGGAGUGGGCGUCAGAGGCGCAGUGGGACAUCCUGCCGGAGCCGCCGCCUCCUCUUCCAGCGGACAUGUACGACAUGUACGGCGGCGGCAUGGCCCCGCCUGGCGCCGCCAUGCCCCGUGUGCGACUGCCGCCCAACUUGAGGGUCCUCAAGGUCCGCUUCAUGCCAGACGCGGCCAUUCUGGCGGCACUGGCGGCGCUGCCCUCCUUCCGCGAACUGGACGUGUGGGCGCUGGGGCACCCGCAGGGUGAACUGUGCCUGGACCUGGCGUGUGUGGGCCGCCCCGGCCCGCCCCAGCUGGCGCCGCCGCAAGGCCGCGCGGCUGCACCAGCGGCGGCUGCGACCGCAGUUGUUGGGGCUGGAGGAAUCGCAGUGGCAGCAGCAGCAGCGACGGGGCGGGAGCCGGCUGGGUUAUCGGCGGCGGCACGGCGGUUGGGCGACACGGUGGCAGCGGCCGCGGGCCUGCUGCUGCGGGUGCUGCGGCCCGACGACUGGAAGAGGCACCCGCUCACGUUGAGACCCUCGACGUUCUCCUUCACUCGCUGGCGCUACGACCGGCUGCAGUGGGAGGGGCCGCACGGCGACUAGCUGGCGGCGGGCCUGGCGCCGCUUGCACACCAGGUGCGGCGGCUGCAGCUCAAGCACAUGGUGUUGGAGGCGCGCGAUAUCAGCCUCAUCUGCGGGGCACUCCCCCACCUGCAGGAGCUCAAGGUUCUGGAUUGUAGCUGUGCCCGUGCCCGGGACCAUUCAGCCUGGCAACUGGUAGCGGCGGCGCACGGCGUGCGGUUGCAGACCGCCGGCCUGGAGACAGAUGACAUGUUUGACUCGGACACGGACAAUGACACGUGAGGCGGGAUGGUUUAGGCCAGCACCGGACAACAGCGCUGGCACAGGAUGAGCGGGUGAACAGCGGGAGGCUAAGGGCGGGGGGGGGGGGGCCAAGCGUGGCUCUGAGCGGUGGCCUUUUCGCUUCCCUGGGAUAAAUGCAUGCAUAUUGUUUGGCAGCAUGUAUGCAUCAAGUCGUUUCUAAUGGCCAACAGGGCACAAAUCAUUUUGGCGCGAGUGUCGAACUUACUGUACCGACAACCGACUGCAAUUGAGACUAUACCGUACGCAAAUACCUUCAUACAAUUGCGUCAAUCAGUGUGUAGGUUGCCGAGAAAGCAAAAAUUGGAAAUCGAAAUCCAG